UGAGCCGCACCCCCCCCUCACCGCGCCCUCGCGGUAACCGUCUUAUUUUCCGUACGAGCCCAGAGCAGCAACGUUUGGCGCCUUGGGAGAGUUCGUCAGUAAUUACAGCGAGACACAACUGGGUGGGCGUUUAGGACAGGACGGAAAGCCGGCAGAAAGAUCCAAGGAGUUCACAGUCUCUCCACAGAGACUUUCAAAGUGGACCUCUGGAUGGAGAUGGCAGAGGAAGAUAAUAGUGGGGAAGAAUACCCAAAUGAAAUUCAUGAUUAUCUGUCAGCAUUUGAAAAGUCUCUUGGUUCUGUAGAUGACAUGCUGAAGACUAUGAUGUCUGUUUCUAGGAGUGAACUUCUUGAAAAGUUGGACCCUCUUGAACAAGCAAAAUUGGAUUUGGUUUCUGCAUACACGUUAAAUUCGAUGUUUUGGGUAUACCUGGCCACUCAAGGAAUCAAUCCCAAGGAACAUCCAGUGAAACAAGAGCUGGAGAGAAUAAGAACGUACAUGAACAGAGUCAAAGAAAUAACUGACAAGAAAAUGGCGUCCAAACUGGAUAAAGGAGCUGCAGCAAGAUUUGUAAGAAACGCAUUAUGGGAACCAAAACCUGAAAAUAAUCCUAAAGUGAAAGCUUCUGCUAAGACAAAAAAGAGAAAAACAAACUAGUUUUUUAUUUUCUUUUGGUUGUAUUUUUGUUUAUCAGAUAGGGAGAUAACUAGAAAAUUAUUUUUUAAAUUGUGUUUUGUAUAUAUAUUUUGCAUCACAUAAAUGAUGAAGUAAAACAACAAUUCGGUGAAUAUAUCUUUAGCAAAGAUCUAAACUGUAGGGUCACGUUGAACAGCUGCUACUGAGAUCACACCUGUAUAUACACAUGUAUAUCUGACAGUGAAAGUUGGUCCUUGGAGAUUAACUUUAAAGCUUGGCUCUUUAAAUGAGAACAAACUAAUCAUUUUUGCCAGCUCUUUGUAAUAAUGUGCUAUUUCAUGAUUUGCUUCUAAUUCUAAUAAUUUUUGGGAUAAUUCUGGCUGGUUGGAACUCUAUUUUCUUAGUUACUGCUAAAUUUAAUCUCUGAAUAUUCAGACAGUCACAAGCGAUGGACAUCUAGUCUGUGUGAAUUGUUUAUGUAGGAGCCACUGGUUUUCAAGUACAUCUGUGUAUGUAAUGCUUAAUUUGUAGGGCAUACUAUCCUUUGUAUUGCUUGUAUUAAAUAUACAUGAUGCCUCUUUUUUUUUUUUUUCUCCAAUCUCUCAACUUGAAUUAAGAGCUAUUUAUGGUCUUUAAUGUUUCCAUGGCCUUUAAGUAUGGAUGAGAGCUUAGUGCUGGCACUGCGAGAUGGACAGUUUAGCAGGGAUUCGCUCUGGGAAUGGUGUGUUUUGCUGUUCCCUUUGAUACUGAGUGUGGAAAGUAUUCUCUAGUACGGUAAAAAGUAUUGAAAUACUGGGCAAAUACCCUGCUUCAUAUAUGAUUAAUUUGUACUCUUUUAAGGAGCAUAUGCAUUCUUAAUCUGUUGGGAAUUUGUUCAGGAGAACCUGUUAGUUCAUGUUUCAGUACACUGCAAGCUCACAAAUUAAUAAUACAAAUUUGGUUUUUUUGGUGGAGAAGGUUUGCUGUGUUGAAGGUGGCGAGAAAAUGCCUGUGAUUAGGCGUGCUCUGAUUUGAAAGAUGGAAGUGCUGGUAUUAGUGAUGGGAUGAAUAUAAGGGCUUGUCUAUACUUACGUGCUGGUUCGGCGGCAGGCAAUCGAACUUCUGGGUUCGAUUUAUCACGUCUUGUCUGGACGUGAUAAAUCGAACCCAGAAGUGCU
Trachemys scripta elegans is the source of this 1793-nucleotide messenger RNA. RefSeq names its product C1D nuclear receptor corepressor (gene C1D). The transcript has 6 exons. Lineage: Eukaryota; Metazoa; Chordata; Testudines; Emydidae. Gene Ontology annotation, molecular function: DNA binding; RNA binding. Gene Ontology annotation, cellular component: nucleolus; exosome (RNase complex). The coding region runs from base 211 to 657 and encodes 148 amino acids. Gene Ontology annotation, biological process: maturation of 5.8S rRNA; regulation of gene expression. The record is from RefSeq and is a predicted model, not a curated record.